GGUCGCGAAGAAAGUUUACUGCCCGGGAGCAAUCUGGACUACUUUCAAUCUGCUCGCUGGCGACGGCGGUUGGUGCUUUCCUAGUAGUUGCGUCUUCAACUUCCAGUAGUCUUCAGUUCCCGCGGUGACGGUGGUUUUUUGGUGUUUGGUGCCGUUUGUUAAGCUUUAUUUUAUUUUACACAACCGUUAGAGACAUUGCAGUUUAGUUUAACAGUGUCCACCAACUGUGUCGUAGGUAAAAAACAAAACAUCCAGCAACGUAAAAGAUGCUUUCCAAACUCGUCAUUAUUUCGUGCCUGGUGGCGGUGGCCAUCUGCGAGUCGAAGCUGAAGGUGGAAGUGGUCAGCGUACCGGAGGGCUGCACAACCAAAUCAAAGAAUGGCGACAUGCUGACGAUGCACUACACCGGCAAGCUCACCGAUGGAACCAAAUUCGACUCCAGCUUCGACCGUGACCAGCCUUUCACCUUCCAGCUCGGAGCCGGCCAGGUUAUCAAAGGAUGGGACCAGGGACUGACAGACAUGUGCGUCGGUGAGAAGCGUAAGCUGACCAUCCCGCCAGAGCUCGGCUAUGGUGACCGAGGAGCCGGAAACGUCAUCCCUGGCGGCGCCACGCUCCUGUUCGACGUGGAGCUCAUCAACAUCGGUGACUCGCCCCCAACCACCAACGUGUUCAAGGAGAUCGACGAAAACAAGGACAUGCAGCUGAGCCGCGAGGAGGUGAGCGAGUACCUGAAGAAACAGAUGGUCGCCGCCGACGGUGGCCAGGAGUCGGAGGACAUCAAGAACAUGAUUGCCGAGCACGACAAGCUGGUGGAGGAAAUCUUCCAGCACGAGGACAAGGACAAGAACGGUUACAUCUCGCACGACGAGUUUUCGGGACCGAAGCACGACGAGCUGUAAGACUGGCGUCGGGAGCGGGCGCGGUGGACGGUUGUUUCCGGUUUUUAGUAAUUUUAUUAUAAUUCAGUUUUUUUUUAAACAACGUCGAUGAGGCGCAUCUACGUCCACCUUACGGUUCUAUUUAACGUACGUUAGUUAGUACGCAUGAAGGGAUUGAAGCUAAAAAAAAGCACACAGAGUUGAGGAUUUAUUUUGUGCGAAUGGCGUACGGCUGCCAUUCGCCAGUUGUUAGUGGUUUGUUGAUUUUCGGUAGUUAGUUUUUCCGUUGAUUGGUAAAAUUGCGAGAUGUGGUAGGGGGGUGAGAACGGUUUAUUUAAUAGCAUAACAGGUCGAUCCCGGUUUUGCCGUUCACUACGGAGUUCAGCGGAGUAGUGUAAUGUUCUAAGCAGAUUCGAACGAAACACACAACGCACAAACCGUCUUACCGUGUUGCACAGUACAGUGAGGUCCCGUUCGAUGGGACAGACGAGAUUUGCAUUCAGUAACAUACACAACCAACUCAUACAACAUAAUCAUUCCCAUUGAUUUUUUCGGUUUUCGGUUUCGGUCGUGUAAAUACAUUCACAUCACGCGGAUCAGUACUGAGAAUGCUGCUAGGGGGAGAUCGUGUUUCAGUUUUAGAGGAAUAUGAUUAGAAACGGACGUAGCGAAACGUGUGAACAUCAUCACUUAAACGGUUGCAAGUACACGAACUUUACAUAUCACAACAACAAGUAACACAACGGAAAAUAAACUAUUUGUACGAAAAAGGAAA
Anopheles stephensi (Asian malaria mosquito) is the source of this 1656-nucleotide messenger RNA. It is a transcript of the gene Fkbp14, whose product is annotated as FK506-binding protein 2. The transcript is spliced from 4 exons. Gene Ontology annotation, molecular function: calcium ion binding; peptidyl-prolyl cis-trans isomerase activity. The record is from RefSeq and is a predicted model, not a curated record. Lineage: Eukaryota; Metazoa; Arthropoda; Insecta; Diptera; Culicidae. The coding region runs from base 267 to 902 and encodes 211 amino acids.